UCCUUUUUGUGUGUUUCACAGACCGGAUUGAAUAUAUAAAAAUGUUUAAGAUAUUAUUGCUUGCGGCACUCAGCAUGUUGACAUAUAAAAUCUCUAGUUGCGAUGAAAAUCCUCACUUAUGUCGUCAGGUUGUUACUGUUAAUUAUACCGAAAAGGUUGAUAGGCCCUUGGAGGACUUUGGAAAUUUUGCCAAAUAUUUCCAGCAAUUGGGUAUACCUACAGGAAAAAAGCUGGUGACCCUAACCAAAUUAGAAGAAAAAGAAGUGUGUUGUGCUGGCUUCGAAAAAUCCACCGACGAAAAAUGUGUGCCCAUCCAACCCACAACAACAUCGACUACAGAAACUAUAGAUUUAACCGAAUCUACUGAAUCAUCAUCAUCAUCUCCGAAAUCGGAUUCAUCUGGCCAAGGAAAUGCGCCCAGCUCAUUGACGGAAUUGAAAAAUAACCACAAAACUCUCAUAUUGUCGGUUGUUAUUGGAAGUGUUGCUCUAAUAAUUGUUUUAGCCUGUGUGAUUGUUCUACGUAUUCGCCAAAAACGACGACUUGCAUUGGGUAAUAACUGCCGCCAAGUAAAAUUUAAUGCAGAAAUGCAAACAGCUCUAUUGUAAAAGUUAAAUGUUCACGAAUAGAGAAUUUAUAUGUUAUGAACGAAAAAUGAUUUAUCAAUUUCAUGUAAAGCACCGUUCUUAUCAGUUUCAUUAAAGUGGGGAAGCAAUAUAAGUGAAUUGCACGAUGAUAGGACCACAAGUACAAUAAUGAAACGUAAGUUCAGUCGUAUUAUAAUGUGUACUUGCGGAUUGAUAAAAAGCGAAGCCUUUGUUUGCAUAUAUGUAAAUUUUGUGACCGGAAUAGUUUUGUAAGUCCACCAAAGACAUAAAAUAGUAUUACUUAUUAAAAUGUCCUAUUGUUUUAUUUAUUUUUUUCUUUUUCUAAUUUAUUUUAAAAGCAAGACAAACGUUAAAAAAUAUUGUUGGAUAACCACUAUAACUAUUUAAAUGUGCAACUAGCAUCUAAGCAAUAUAGAUAAAUUCAUUUUGCAGUUUAAUAUGUCUUAUUUAAUAUGCUUUUUAAGCCUUAAUUACAUUAACAAUUAAUUAAUAAACUCCGCAUAGAAAUGCCUAUCGACUAUAUUUGCAUUCGGUUUCAAACGAAUUACUUCCCUUUUACUCAACAACAUCUCAUAUAAAUCUAUAAGGCACUUAAGCGAAAAAUAUUGUGAAUAAUUUGCCAAAAACGAAAUGAAAAGCAAGGCGGGUAAAAGUGAUGCAAUAAUUAAUGCACAUGAGUUAGAGCACUAACAUUUAUCGGCGCAAUCAACUGCAAUGACAGGCAGUCCAGAAAGAGCCAAUGCGCGUUUCAAGUUCGCUGCCUGAGUCUUUCGUUUUGGGAGAACCUGUUGCCUGGAUUGACCAACGCCAACAACAUUGAUCUUGUCCUAACCCGAGAAACGGAGCUGCUUGUUCGUGCCGCUUCAAUUGCGAAUGUGUGUGUGCCAAUGGAGAAUGGCUCGACCUAAAAAGCCAAAAGCAAAGUGAAUGCAACAAUAACAACAGCAACAACCAAUGCAGACGCAAUCAAUUAGCGAUAUGCUGAUGACGUCGGCUUGCCUGAUAUUAUUGUGGCUGCUAACGGCUGGUUUCUUUGUGGUUUCUUGUGUGGCUGCCACAUGUGGCGAUUGCGUCAUGGCGCCAUGCAAACCGUCUAGCGGUAAUUGACUUGCAAUUUCUUUUGCCCGCAACUUUUCGGUUGCAAAGAAAUUUUCCAAACCCAAAUGUGUUGCCACAUUUCAACAAUCCCACAGAGGCAAAUGAACGAACGCGGCGACCAAAUCUGAGUAUGAUUAAUUUUUGGCAUUAAUCACAAAGCAGAUCGUUAAUGGCCAAAAAGUAGCCAAAUUUUCACAAUGCAGAUUCAAAAAAAAUGCACAUAAAUUCUGCAAUAAAUAAUUUAAGAUUGUCCAUCUCAAAAUGGUUGGUUGGUUGCAACGUAUAGACCUUUCUAAUUCCUUAAAUAAAUUUAAAUAUUUUAAAUGCCCAGCCAAAACAAUGAAUGUGUUAAUAAUGCGUACAUUAUUUACUUUCCCUGUUUACUUCUUUUCAUAUUCGGAAGUCGAUUCGCGCAAUCAAGUUUCUUAUUGCGUGUUUACAUGCUUUUAAUCAAUUUAGGAAUAUUAUUAAUAUGAUUUCAUCGAUAUACCAACUUAAAUAUAUAUGUAUAUAUUUAUAUAGCUUUCCUUUUGUCAUUUUGAUUUGUAAAACUUGCAAGGAUAUUUAAACUACGUCCCCGUUUUUUCUGAGAUUAUUUCUUAACAAAAGUAUUUUUCUUUUAUUGCCGUUGUUUUGUUAAUUACAGUCAUUUAAGUGCUGCCUAAUUACGCUCCGCUCUAUAUUUUUAAACCAGCCGAGGUUGGUGGGAAAAGUUGUAAAGGUUUUAUGUUUGAUAAUAAAUGAAUGAAUGUGCCGUUUUAUCAUAUAUUCAUACAA
Drosophila simulans is the source of this 2483-nucleotide messenger RNA. RefSeq lists its product as uncharacterized. Lineage: Eukaryota; Metazoa; Arthropoda; Insecta; Diptera; Drosophilidae. The coding region runs from base 42 to 608 and encodes 188 amino acids. The record is from RefSeq and is a predicted model, not a curated record. The transcript is spliced from 2 exons.